Oldenlandia corymbosa var. corymbosa is the source of this 4599-nucleotide messenger RNA. Lineage: Eukaryota; Viridiplantae; Streptophyta; Magnoliopsida; Gentianales; Rubiaceae. The record is from the annotation of a GenBank genome assembly.
AUGGAUUUUGUACUGAAUGAAGCAGCAAAAACUGGAGCCCAGAAAAUGUCUUCCAGUUCAGCAGCUACUUGGCUCACACAGCUUUCAUGUUCAGCUUCAGAAUCUGCAAACAAGAAUUUGGUCUCAGGUUCUGUUGUUCUUCAGUGGUUAAGAUUCAUAUUCUUUUCUCCAUGUCCUCAGAGAGCUCUGCUGUCUGCAAUUAACAUCUUGCUGUUGGUUAUUUUCCUCAUAUUCGCCUUGCAAAAGUUGUGGUCUAGAUUUCGCUCUAAAAGUCGUUCCAGUUCUGAUGUAAACGAGUCUCUUUUAGAAAGAAAAGCAAUAAGUGCCAGUUCCCCUCUCCCUGAUGUUAGCAAUUUGUUUAGAUUGACUCUGAUUGUGACCAUUAUGUUAGCUCUCUCUUCAAUAGUAUUAUGCAUUCUUGCAUUUAGUAAGAAUAGCCAAAGGUCAUGGAGGGUAACAGAUGGAAUGUUUUGGCUGCUGGAAGCCAUAAUUCAUGUCAUUAUCAGUGUACUAAUUGUCCAUGAAAAAAGGUUCCGGGCAGUUACUCAUCCAUUGACUCUUAGAAUUUACUGGAUAGUGAACGUAUUUGUCCGAGCUUUGUUCUUCAUUUCAGGGCUUACAAGAUUAGUAUCCUUAAAUGAAACUGGUAGUUCGACAUUAAGAUUAGAUGACAUAGUUUUAGUAGUCGAAUUUCCUUUGUCCAUUGUUCUUCUGAUUGUUGGGAUUAAGGGGUCUACCGGGAUUACAAUAAAUGAAGAUAAUACUGAGUCUUUAAGGAAUGGAGAGAUCAAGGUGCAUGAGUUACCUAAGAAUGAUCCUUCUGUCACUCGUUUUGCUUCGGCAUCUCUUGUAUCCAAAGCCUUUUGGCUAUGGGUUAAUCCUCUGUUGGCGAAAGGGUAUAAAGCUCCAUUGAAGAUUGAUGAUGUACCUACUCUUUCGCCUCAACAUAAAGCUGAGAGAAUGUCAGAGCUUUUUGAAAGGAAUUGGCCUAAGCCUGAAGAGAAAUCUAGGCAUCCUGUCAGAACUACAUUGCUCCGCUGCUUCUGGAAGGAAAUUGCUUUCACGGCCUUCCUAGCUAUUUUGAGGCUCUGUGUCAUGUACAUUGGGCCAACCCUAAUUCAGCGUUUUGUCGAUUAUACUGCCGGGAGAAGAAGCUCAGUUUAUGAAGGCUACUACCUAGUAGGAAUCCUAUUGACUGCGAAGUUUGUGGAAGUUUUGAGCUCACAUCAGUUCAACUUCAACUCCCAAAAACUUGGGAUGAUGAUACGUUCCACACUCAUUACUUCUCUGUACAAGAAGGGUUUAAGGCUUUCAUGUUCAGCUAGGCAAGCUCAUGGAGUUGGACAGAUUGUAAAUUACAUGGCUGUGGAUGCACAGCAACUCUCUGAUAUGAUGCUUCAGCUCCAUGCUAUAUGGUUAAUGCCUUUGCAAAUUACUGUUGCUAUGUCUAUACUCUAUAGUAACCUGGGGGUUUCUACUUUUGUGACACUACUAGGACUUGUUUGCAUAAUAUUGUUUGUGGUGUUUGGAGUUCGAAGGAACAAUCGUUAUCAGUUCAAUAUUAUGAAGAACAGAGACUCCAGGAUGAAAGCAACUAAUGAGAUGCUGAACUAUAUGCGUGUGAUCAAGUUCCAAGCUUGGGAGGAACAUUUUAACAAGAGAAUUCAGUCUUUCCGUGAUACUGAGUAUACUUGGCUAUCCCGGUUUAUGUUCUCAUUCUCUGCCAAUGUUGUUGUGCUGUGGACAACUCCAGUCUUCAUUGCUACAUUGACAUUUGGAAGUGCGAUUCUGCUGAGAUUUCCCCUUGAUGCGGGAACAGUCUUUACUGCUAUUUCACUCUUUAAGAUGUUGCAAGAACCAAUCAGGACUUUUCCGCAGUCAAUGAUUUCAAUUUCACAGGCACUGAUUUCAUUAGAUAGGUUGGAUAAAUAUAUGAUGAGCAAGGAAUUGAUUGAUGAUUCAGUGGAGAGAGUAGAAGGCUGUGGGGGUGAGAUUGCUGUGGAUAUGGAAGAUGGGGCAUUUAGUUGGGAUGAUGAAACCAGGGAAGAAGUGGUGAAAGGCUUAAACUUUACAAUCCGGAAAGGUGAGCUUGCAGCUAUUGUUGGGACUGUUGGAUCAGGAAAGUCUUCACUUCUGGCAUCGAUUCUUGGCGAGAUGCAUAAACUUUCAGGAAAGCUCAGGGUUUGUGGCAGUACAGCAUAUGUUGCACAGACAUCAUGGAUUCAGAAUGGGACGAUUGAAGAAAAUAUCCUCUUCGGUGAGCCAAUGAACCAAGACAGAUAUAAGGAAGCCAUCAGGGUUUGCUGCCUGGAAAAGGAUUUAGAAAUGAUGGAGUUUGGAGAUCAGACUGAAAUUGGAGAGCGUGGCAUCAAUCUCAGUGGAGGGCAAAAGCAGCGAAUUCAACUUGCAAGGGCCGUUUAUCAAGAUGCUGACAUUUAUCUACUUGAUGAUGUAUUUAGUGCUGUAGAUGCUCACACUGGUUCUGAAAUAUUUAAGGAAUGUGUCAGGGGAGCCCUCAGGGAGAAGACAAUUUUACUUGUUACUCAUCAAGUUGACUUCUUGCAUAAUGUUGAUCUAAUCCUAGUCAUGCGAGAUGGAAUGAUUGUUCAAUCAGGAAAGUAUGAUUCACUCCUUAAUACUGGAACAGAUUUCAAAAGCUUGGUGGCUGCCCAUGAGUCAUCUAUGGAACUAGUUGAGGCGGAAAGUUCCAAACAAAUCAAGACUGUGGCUGAACUUCCAAAAUCCCCUCAAGAAGCCUUUAGUCCUAGGGGAGAAAAAGGGGAGGGUAAAUCUCUAGACCAUCCGAAUUCGUCUGAGGGAACUUCAAAACUUAUUAAAGAAGAAGAGCGAGAAACUGGGAAAGUUAGUCUACAUGUUUACAAGCAGUAUAUCACUGAAUCCUUUGGCUGGUGGGGUGUAAUUGCAGUAUUGUUUACAUCCAUUUUGUGGCAAGGGGCUUUAAUGUCAGGCGACUAUUGGUUAGCAUAUGAAACUUCUGAAGAGCGUGCCAUGUCAUUCAACCCUUCUCUGUUUAUUGGGGUUUAUGGCAUAAUUGGAUGCGUUUCCUUUCUGCUGGUAACGAUAAGAAUCCUUUUACUUGUGCUCAUGGGGCUCAAGACUGCACAGUUAUUCUUCAAAGGAAUUCUUCACAGUAUAUUGCAUGCUCCAAUGUCAUUUUUCGACACUACGCCUUCUGGAAGAAUAUUAAGUCGGGCCUCCAAUGAUCAGACAAAUGUUGACCUAUUCCUCCCACUUUUUGUGAAUUUUUUUGUGACCAUGUAUAUCACGCUUUUCGGGAUCAUUGUCAUCACGUGUCAAAAUGCUUGGCCAACUGCUUUCCUUUUGAUUCCACUUGGUUGGCUGAACUAUUGGUAUCGGGGCUAUUAUCUUGCAACCUCUCGUGAAUUGACUCGGCUUGACUCCAUCACAAAAGCACCUGUAAUUCAUCACUUCUCAGAAAGCAUAUCUGGGGUUAUAACAAUUCGAUGUUUCAGGAAACAAAAAAGGUUCUGCCUGGAAAAUGUCAACCGUGUCAAUGGAAAUCUGCGUAUGGAUUUUCACAAUAAUGGAUCCAAUGAGUGGUUGGGAUUUCGCUUGGAACUCAUGGGAUGUUUAAUCCUUUGCAGUUCUGCGUUGUUGUUAAUUGUGUUACCCAGCAGCAUUAUUAAGCCAGAGCAAGUUGGUUUGUCUCUAUCAUAUGGGCUGUCCCUCAACAGUGUGCUGUUCUGGGCAAUUUAUGUCAGUUGCUUUUUAGAGAAUAAGAUGGUUUCUGUUGAGAGGAUAAAACAAUUUACAAAUAUUCCAUCGGAAGCUGAGUGGAAGAGAAAGGAUGUUCUUCCACCUCCUCGCUGGCCCGAUAGAGGAAAUAUAGAGUUAGAGGACUUGCAGGUUAGGUAUCGUCCUAAUACUCCUCUGGUCAUCAAAGGAAUAACACUUGGAAUAAAUGGGGGAGAAAAGAUUGGAGUUGUUGGUCGAACCGGGGGUGGAAAAUCAACUUUAAUCCAAGUUUUCUUUAGGUUGGUGGAGCCUUCAGGAGGAAGAAUCAUUGUUGAUGGCAUCGAUAUCAGUAGUCUUGGGCUUCAUGAUCUUAGGUCUCGAUUCGGUAUCAUCCCUCAGGAACCUGUGCUUUUUGAAGGAACUGUGAGAAGCAAUAUCGAUCCAGUUGGACAGUACUCUGAUGAAGAAAUAUGGAAGAGUCUUGAACGUUGCCAGCUCAAGGAUGUAGUUUCUGCUAAGCCUGACAAGCUUGAUUCUUCAGUCGUUGACAAUGGAGAAAACUGGAGUGUCGGGCAGAGGCAGCUUCUGUGCUUGGGAAGAGUGAUGCUAAAACACAGCAGAGUUCUGUUCAUGGACGAGGCAACUGCUUCAGUUGAUUCCCAAACGGAUGGUGUGAUCCAGAAAAUAAUCCGGGAGGACUUUUCUUUGUGUACAAUAAUUAGCAUUGCCCACAGAAUACCAACUGUGAUGGAUUGUGACAGAGUUCUUGUCAUCGAUGCAGGUAAAGCAAAAGAGUUUGACAAGCCAUCUAGUCUACUGGAGAGGCCGUCGCUUUUUGGUGCAUUGGUUCAAGAAUAUGCAAACCGAUCAUCUCAACUUUAA